Messenger RNA from Eublepharis macularius, 6072 nucleotides. RefSeq lists its product as uncharacterized. The coding region runs from base 651 to 3398 and encodes 915 amino acids. The record is from RefSeq and is a predicted model, not a curated record. NCBI's taxonomy places the organism in Eukaryota, Metazoa, Chordata, Lepidosauria, Squamata, Eublepharidae. The transcript has 2 exons.
UCCGCUGUUCUCUGGGUUUGCUGUUGUGGGGAGGGUGUUCUUGGGCGUCUGUGGGAGAUUUUGAGAGUGGCCCUGGGAACCCCCCCCUCCCCCGUUGUGCUUUAUCAAGGGGAGGUUUGUGGUAGCUGUGGCAGUUGGGGGUUGGGGUUAUUCCCCCCCCCCGGCUUCGUUGGCUAGGUGGCUGCUUCAGCUUUAUCUCAGCGCUAUUGCAGCCUGCAGCUGGGGUGAGGAAUUUUGCCAGCCUUGCUUGUUUGGGCAUUGAAUUUGGGCAUUCUUAAACGCCAGCUAUAUAUAGGCUGCUUUGGCUUCUUCCAGAGCUAUUACUGGCUGCAGCUGGGGUGAGGAAUUGUGCCAGCCUCACUUGUUUGGGCAUUGAAUUUGGCUUUAUUAAACGCCAUCUAUAUAGACAUAGAUAUUUGGCCCAGGGGAAGCCCCCUGGUGGCCAUUUUACACGGCAUUCUGUUUGGUGUCCAUUUUGCCUGGCAAGCAGCAUAGCCCAGUCUAAUCUAAUUUGUCAGACCUCAGAAGCUAAGCGGGGCCAGCCCGGGUUAGUGCUUGGAGGGAGGCCGGGUUUCAUUGGCAGAGGAAGGGAAUAGUAGACCACCUCUGUUUAUCCUUGGGUACAGGUAUACGUAGGUUUUAGAGCCACGAUGCCUAAAGGAAAGGCCAAAGGCCCAUCUAAGGGCAAGCAGGCUGCCAAAAAGCCUGCUGCAAAGCGUGUGGUUCCAGCUUUGUCUUCCUCAGAUGAGGAGGAUGGGGGUGUGCCUAUUUCCCAGAUUUUGGCACGCAUUGCAGCGCUGGAGAAAGCCAGGAGCGUUCCUCCUGCAACAUCAGGGGGGACAGUACGUCAGAAAUCCAGUCGGCUAGCCACAAAGUCGGCUUUUCGACGCGAUAUACUCACACGUCUUUCUGCCCUUGAGGAGUCUGCAGGUGUGACGGCUGGCUCGUCGAGCGGUGAUGUCCAGGCGGCUGGUGAGGUUUUGGAGGUCCAAGAAGCCAGUGGUACUGAACAGGCCUGGGCGGAAGAAGGUGGGCCGCUUGCAUUGGCUGUGGAACCUCCAGUGGCUGAAUCCGCUGAAGAUACUGGUAAGAACACUUCCACACCACAGAAUUAUUCAUGGCCUUGGGGGCCUUGGCCUCAAGGAGUUCCCUCUACACUGCCUGGCCAUUCACAGGCACUUGGUUCUCAGGCUGGAUCCUCUCAGGCCUUGGCCACGGCCACUGUUCAUUCACCAUGGAGUCAGCCUAAUAAUUGGGGACAGUUUGGGGCCGCAGCACCUUCUGGCCAUGGACAGUCUUUAGGAUCUCAGGUUAAUUGGUAUGGGGGUGUCCCUCAUGGGGCUUCUGGGCAGCCUGCAGUAUGGCAGGCUUAUCCCCCGGGUGGUUGGAACCCUCAAAUUGGGACGGUGAGUUAUGGUAUGGUCCCCUUUAAUGCAUUGCCAUUUGGCGAUACGGCUCUUCCCUUGGGAGAUCAUUUAACUCAAGCCACUAGGGAGAAAAUCCUACGUGGUGAAUAUGUAGACAUCUUUACCCUUCUCUUUAGGGAACUAGAGAAGAAGGAUAAGGAAGAUUUAGAUGAGCGUGAUAAAGAAAAGCUGAAGCGUAGAAAGGUGGAUAGGAAUUGGCAUAAUUGGCUGCCUGGAAUGUUCAUUUAUGCGGGUGUCAUUGCUCGGGCGCAGCCCUGGCGGGCAGCUCCGCUUUUUCAAUAUAUGGAUAUUAUUUACAAGGGCUAUACGGAGUUCUCGGGCACAGCCUGGAUGCAAUAUGACGAGGAGUUCCGUAUGAGGGCGGCCCUCAACCCAGCUAUGCAGUGGGACCGCAUUCACCAGCAGCUGUGGCUGCAGGGUUUUGAGUUCGGUUUUCGAAUUCCGUUCCGUGGCAAUAGGGUCCCCUUCAUGUCCCCCAACUUGAAGUCUGUGGUGGGUAUGGAGGAAGUGGUACGGGCAAAAAUUGCCAAGGAAUGUGCGGAGGGCCGGGUGUUGGGCCCAUUUCCCUCCCCCCCAGUUCCUUGCUUGCGGGUUUCUCCGCUGGGUGUGGUGCCCAAAAAGGCAGCUGGUGAGUUCCGUCUGAUCCACCACCUGUCUUAUCCCAGAGGUAGCUCGGUUAACGAUGCCAUUCCAGAGCAUCUUUGUUCAGUGCGCUACACUUCAUUUGACCAGGCGGUCAAGGUGGUGCGGCGAUGUGGGGUAGGUGCGGAGAUGGCGAAGUGCGACAUUAAGUCGGCUUUUCGCCUUCUACCGGUUCACCCCGACGACUUCGAGCUCCUGGGAUUCUCCUUUGAGGGUCAGUUUUACAUGGAUAGGGCGCUCCCUAUGGGCUGCUCUAUUUCAUGUGCUUCGUUUGAGCGGUUUAGCUCGUUCCUUGAGUGGGCAUUGAAGCAUCGGUUGCGAUGCUUUGAUGCCUGUCAUUAUUUAGAUGAUUACCUUUUCGUGGGACCGGAGGGAUCAGGACAGUGUGCCCGUUUAUUAGCGGGCUUUAUUGCCCUAGCUGAGGAACUGGGGGUCCCCUUAGCCCAUGAAAAGACAGAGGGUCCAGUUACUGUUUUGACCUUUCUGGGCAUUGAGUUAGACACUAGGCAGCAAGCUUCCCGUUUGCCUAUGGAGAAACUACGGGACUUGCGUGCCCGUCUGGCAUCGUUCCAGGGGAAACGUAAAGUUUCUCUCUUGGAGCUUCAGCAACUAGUAGGGCAUUUGAAUUUUGCCUGUCGUGUGGUUGCUCCGGGAAGGGCAUUUCUUAGACGCCUGUGUGAGGCAAUGAGUAAGGCCAGUAAGCCUAAUCAUAGAAUACGUAUUACUAGAGACAUGCGGGCGGAUAUACAAGUCUGGGAGGACUUCUUGGGCUCGUUUAAUGGCGUCUCUUUUUGGAGAGAGGAUGUGCUGCUUGAAGCAGAGCUUCAGGUUACUUCAGAUGCAUCCGGGUCUACUGGUUUUGGUGUAUAUUUUCGUGGGCACUGGUGUGCGGAGCAGUGGCCUGCGGAGUGGGCAGGUCAGGGGCUCACCAGAGACCUGACAUUCCUUGAGUUCUUUCCCAUCCUUGUAGCGGUUUGUUUGUGGGGGAAGGACCUUGCGAACCACUCUGUGCACUUUUGGUGCGAUAAUAUGGCUGUGGUCCAAGUUGUUAACUCCCUUUCAUCCAAAUCACGCAGGGUAAUGAGGUUAGUCAGGGUUUUUACACUGCAGUGUUUGCGAUUGAAUAUACUGUUUAGAGCAAAGCACGUCCCAGGGGUGAGCAACUGCAUCGCGGACGCUUUGUCUCGCUUGCAGAUGGCGCGAUUUCGACAGCUUGCCCCCGAAGCCGAUUUGCAGCCGGCUCUGAUGCCGCAAUUUCUGUGGCAGAUUGGAGAGCAGAAGCGUGCAGGGCCAUUUAGCAAUCGCCCCCAGUACUCAGAGAGCUUAUGACCGGGCGGUGCGACAGUUUGCUGCUUUUAGACAGGCGGCUGGUCUGCGGCAGGUAUGGCCAAUUCCAGCUGUUCACCUUAUGCAGUUUUGUGUCGACCGCAAAGGUAAGGGUCUGGCAGUCAAGUCAAUUCGGGGUCAGCUGGCAGCCUUAGCCUUUGCCAGUAGGGCUCGGGGCCUGUCUGAAGCCACUGGUGAUUUUCGGAUACGGAAAAUGUUGGAGGGGUGGUCCCGGGAAAAGGGAGCUCGGAAGGAUGAUAGAUUACCCAUUUCUCCUUCCGUUCUCCGGGGACUAAAUUCAGUCUGGGAAGAUGUUUGCCAUUCUAGUUUUGAGGUCCUUCUCUUCCACGCUGCUGCCUUGACGGCAUUUUUUGGAGCGCUGCGGGUGAGUGAGCUCGUCUCGCUUUCCGCUAGGGACACGUCGGGGCGAGCGCUGGUAAUGCAGGACCUUAAGUUUAAAGGCAAGGCAGCCAUACUUAGGGUUCGGCGUUCCAAAACUGAUCAAAGAGGUUUUGGGUGUGAGAUAACGCUUGGUCCUUGUGCAGAGCAGGAGUUGUGCCCUGUACGUGCCCUGCGUUUGUAUGUGCAAGCCCGGGGAGAGAGCCCGGGGGUCCUAUUCUGUCAUAGUGAUGGUAGACCCCUGACGAAAUAUCAAUUUUGGGCGGUGACUGGAAGAGCGCUUGGCAAAUUGGGUUUCUCGGGCGUCAGAUUUGCAACGCAUUCUUUUAGGAUUGGCGCUGCCUCCACGGCGGCGGCUAUGGGUUACCCUGGGCCGGAAAUACAGAAGGUUGGGCGUUGGCGUUCAUCCGCGUACCGGUCAUAUAUUCGGCCGCUUCCUUAGGUUGAGCAUGUGGUUAAUGCUGUUCUUUCUUUUAGGUGUUGUGUCUCGCCGUGGGAGGCUUCGGAUCCUCAUCUGCGGGCACAGCAUGGUGUUUUGGGCGGCCCACCAAGCCAAGAGGACGCAGAUGGGGUCCCAACUGGGGCUCAGUGAGUGGGCCACGGUGGAAUGGCAGGGCCGGCGGGGCCUUAGGUGGCCUGGGUUGAUGCCGCUGCUGUUCAGGGAACGGAGGGGGCUCCCUCCUCAUAUCCUGGUCAUCCAUCUGGGUGGGAAUGACCUCGGUUUGAUCAAGGGCAAGGCCCUUUCCUUGCAGGCACAGGCAGAUUUGCAGCAGAUAUGCGUGGCAUGGCCUGGUGUCCUGAUUUUGUGGUCGGCGAUUUUGCCACGUCGUAAGUGGCGUGAAGGUCUUGACGCCCGGGGUAUGAAUGAGGCAAGACGCAGGGCUAAUAGUGCUCUUUUAAAAGCUCUGGGUAAUGGGUUGGGGAUUUAUUUGCCCCACCCCAGAAUACGGGCUGCUGCUGCCCACCUCUACAGGGGUGACGGAGUUCACCUCUCAGAGGCAGGUAACGAGCUUUUUCUCGAAGAUUUACGGCAAGGGCUCAGGAUGGCCAUAAGCCACCUGUGGGGAGCAAGGGCCUAAGCAGAGGCUUGGCCCUGCCCAUGGCAGGAUAGAGUUGAAAAAAGGGAGCGGGCCGGCGAGCACCCUUGGCAUAUCCCCACUAGGGGGAUUGCAGUCUGUCAGGAUUGGCUGGUGGGCUUCACGGCGACCAGCUGAGAGGGCAGACUGCUACUGGGACCCCCUAGGUUGAGUCCUUCACUCGGGCUGUAUGGCGGAGUGGUUGGAACUUCAAAGGGGAACCAUUUGCCUGGCCGGCCGGGUUGCAGCCAUGCGCUGUAUGGCUUGCACCCGGGGCAACGGGGCUCGCCCAGACAGGUCAGGGCAGCAGUCCUGGCGCGGACACCGGGCCUGACCUGUACCGCAGUUAGAUCCCUUGCCGUAUUUGCAGUUUGUUAAAUUGUUUAAUAAAGUGGCCCUUUUAAAUACCCAGAUACUUUGUCUGCCUCUUUAUUCCUGAAUGGGGGGGCAAUUCGGCCCUCCCAGCCGGCAGCCUGUGGCUGCUUAGGAUGGGGGCCGCGUUUGCAGCCCCGGAGGGAGAAAGCGGCUAUCCCGCUCCUUCCUGUUCGCGGGCUUUUGAAGGGGUGGAGCCAAGCCUUGGUGAGGCGGCUCUUCCCCUCCAGCCCCGCAGUUGAGGCUUGUGCGCUCGGCCCACCCACCCUCCCUUUACCAGUGCAGGAGAGCCGGUCGCUGGUUGCCAGGGCCAGGUAGGAAUUUUUUCUCCAUUCCCCUUAUUGGCUGAUGGGGAGAGGAGUUUUUUGCCUACCUUGCACUGCGUGCUGGGCUGGGGGUUAGUUUAUAGGUGGAGCCGUAAAUAGGUAAUCAUUUGGCAGGAUAGAGUUGAAAAAAGGGAGCGGGCCGGCGAGCACCCUUGGCAUAUCCCCACUAGGGGGAUUGCAGUCUGUCAGGAUUGGCUGGUGGGCUUCACGGCGACCAGCUGAGAGGGCAGACUGCUACUGGGACCCCCUAGGUUGAGUCCUUCACUCGGGCUGUAUGGCGGAGUGGUUGGAACUUCAAAGGGGAACCAUUUGCCUGGCCGGCCGGGUUGCAGCCAUGCGCUGUAUGGCUUGCACCCGGGGCAACGGGGCUCGCCCAGACAGGUCAGGGCAGCAGUCCUGGCGCGGACACCGGGCCUGACCUGUACCGCAGUUAGAUCCCUUGCCGUAUUUGCAGUUUGUUAAAUUGUUUAAUAAAGUGGCCCUUUUAAAUACCCAGAUACUUUG